UCAUUACCUUAUCAUCGAUUUCAAAAGACUGGUCUUACCUUGAUAAUUUUUGGUCUUUAAAGUUUUUGAAAGAAGCGGAGAAUCUUGAAUCGAAUAAAAUUAAUUUUGAUGAUUUAAAAGAAAAGAAGGAUGCGUUCUGCCUCAGGGGAGAAUUAUUGGGUUUGUACGCUUGGUAUCCAUUCCAAUCUUUCAAUUCAGAUGCUCUAACUUUGUUGUUGGUAAAUACAGAACGUUCACAACAUAAGAAAUUUUUGCAAACGUUCUGGACGGGAGUAAUUAAAGAAUGUGAAAAAGAAAAUCAACCUGCAACCGAACCUAAGAAUAAAGGGAAGAAACAAAGACUUACCGAGCUGGAGUUUUUAUCAGCAAUACCUCCAUCAAUAUAUUAUCCUGACUUAGAUAAAAGAACUACAACUAUUAAGUCACUGCUCAAAUUCUAG
This is a messenger RNA of Funneliformis geosporum, 440 nucleotides long. The record is from the annotation of a GenBank genome assembly. NCBI's taxonomy places the organism in Eukaryota, Fungi, Glomeromycota, Glomeromycetes, Glomerales, Glomeraceae.